AUGGCGUUGGCGGCGGCGGAAGUGAGCGCCCUGGCGGUGCUGGGUGGGGCUGACCACAGCUUACCAGUCGGCACGCCGAGCGUGGUGCGCCGCAGUGUACGCCACGCGCCCACUGCAGCGAUGGCGGCGACACUCCAGAGCGCAGGCGGCGACUUGGCAGCCUGGGGCAGCGCGGAGCCAUCGGCCAUUGCGCCGGCCGAGCAUGGCGCGCGCUGUUCAUCCGCGGACGCGGCCGACGGACAGCACCCGCCCCAGGGCCUGCUGCUCUGGGAGGCAGCCCAGAUGCCCGUCAAAGAGCCGAGCAGCUUGCAGCAGCGGGCCCUGCGCCGCACGGCGCCUGACAACCUCAUUGACUGCCAGCCGGGCGCGUGUUUCGAGGGCCCGCCAGCCGCGCACGACGACCUCGCCGCAGCGCCGACGGGCGAGGCCGACGCGCGGAUGGCGAGCGGCGCGGCGGACGAGUCGGAGGGGGAUGCAGAGCGGCAGCAGGCGCCGGACCCAUUGAUGGGCGACGCUCUGGCGCACGAUGUGGCGACUCAGCUGCUGUACAGGCGAGCCGGGGUGGGGAGGCAGCUCGGCGACCGCAGGCAGCGCCACAAGCGGUCCACCCACAGCGCAGCGCCCGCUCACCAGCACGCCCACGCGUCGCGCCUGCACCGCGCGACCGCCGCCAGCGAGGGCGGCGGCGCCGAGCGCCGCGCCGGCCGCAGCGGCGGCGCUGCGCAGCCGGCGGCCAGCGGGCGCGAGUCGCGGCGGCCGCAGCAGCAGCAGCGGCAGCGGCAGCAGCGGCGGAAAGAGGAUUAUGAGGAGGAGGAGGAAGAAGUGACCAACCACGAGAUGGGCUCAGAGCCUCCCAGCGUGAACAGCUCGCCGCUCCUGCGCCCCCUCGCGGCGCCCGCGCGCCCCGGCCGCAAGGCACGGCUUGGGUGCCCGGCGGCGGCGCAUGUGCAGCAGCAGCAGCAGGACGGGCAGCCCAGCAAGCAGGCGCAGUGGCCGGGCGGCAGCCAGGGCACGGCCGACAGCGAGACGGAUACUGGCGGCCGCGGGCGGCGGGUGCGGAAGCGGCCCGUGUGGCAGAGCAGCGCAGAGUUCGAGAUGGACGAGAGCGGCGCGGCAGAGGGCAAGGCCGUGGCGCCAAGCCACCCACACUCGGCGCAGCCGGCUAGGAGCGGCGGCGCCGGGCACGAGCGAACGCCGGACCGGUCCCAGCGUCCCGGUGGCGGCGGCAGCGCCGCGACUAGCGGCUCCCCGCGCGCGCGGCAGCGCGCGCCGCAAGCCAAGGCGCCUGCGAGCGUCGACGCUGCAGGCAUGCGCGGCGGCGCGUGGUCCCCAGGCCCCGCCCUGCCAGGCGGCGGCGCGCGCAGCCCGCUGCGCAUCUGCAUCGGCCCCAGGCCGCCGCCGGCGCCGAGCCCUUCGGGCGGCGCGUCGUCGCCGGCAAGCGACGUGGUGGUGGGCGCGGUCAGCACGGUGCAGCGCACGACGGCGGUCCGCCGAUGCCUCAAGCCCGAUCUCUCCGCCGGCCCCGGUCCCCGCGCCGCCCCGCUGGCGGGGGCCUCCGCUCCUUCCCGCAGCUGGAUCGGUUGCAGCGGCGGCAGCGGCGCAGUCACGCAGAGCGUGCCCAGGGGGCCGUCGCCGCCCUGUGGCGCAAAGGAAGACGAAGGGACAGAUCUGACAGAGGACGAGUACGAGGCGGCGACAACGCUUCCAUUCAUGAAGGUCGGCGGCGGCGGCGGCGGUGGCCUGCUCGCCGCCGCCGCAGCCGCUGCCGCGCACGCAGCACCCCCUGCAGAUGCCGCUGGUGCCGCGCCGCGCGUGCGUAGGGCAUCGCCGGGGCCGCAGGCCAGCCACAGCGCGCGUUCGGCCGAAGUGCCGGCGCUGGAUGCAGAUCAGCGAGAGCUCAUCAGCAGGCUCCUAAAGCACAGCUUGACAGGGGCCGUGGGCCGCGAGCGCUCCGCCGAGAUCACCAGCGCCGCCGCAAACGCGGCAGCCGCCGUGGCGGCGGCAGCGGCCGCGGCCGCGGUGGCAACUGCGCCCGGCGGCGCCGUGGCGGGGCGGGGUGUGGCGGCGCCAGGCGCCGCCGGUCGGGCAGAAGCCGAGGCUGCAGCGGCGCUGCUGCACGGCCGCAGCCGCGGCCGUGGCUGCGAGGUGGGUGCUGGCGCGGCGGCCUUGGUCGCGGGCCUCGACAGCUAUGUGCAGCAGGCUGGAUCCCAGGCAGCGGCCGAAGCCGAGCUGGCAGCCAACAUGGCGGCCUUGUCAGCGCGGCUCGCAGACAGACCCAGCAGCGCGAGCGUCAUCGCGGCCGCCGCCGCCGCCGUGGCCGCGGCCGCGGCGGGCGCGGGCACGGGCGGGGCCGCCGCAGUGAGCGCGCCGGGAUCGCCCGUGUGCAGCUCCCUCGGCGCCGAGCCGCCUGCCGCGGCCUGCGGCGCGGCGGCCGUCCCCGCCGCGCCCUCGGGCGGGCAAUCUGCAGGCGUGGGCCCGCCGGCACACCGCAUAUCGAGCCCGUUUGCGGCGUAUGCGUCGACUCCCCUGGGCGACAGCGGCGGCGGCAGCGAGGAGGAGGACGAGGCCGAGGACAUGGACUGCAUGUCAGACCUGGAGCUGCCAGAGCAGGCUGUCGCUGCAGGCGCGCUCGCAGCACUGGGAGGCACGAGCUUCGCGCCCAAGCGCAGCCCCCUCGGGAAGCAAGCGCAGCAGGGGACGACGCCAGGCGACGACGGCUGCUACCAUGCCGCGCCGUCGUCAGCCGCCAAGCGGCAGCGGCGGCAGGCGGGCGGCGGCGGGGGCGGCGGGGCGUCCGUGGCGUUCCUGGGCUAUGGCGCGUUCGAGCAGCCGGGCGCUGGGGGCCUGGAUGGGUGGAUGGCCGCCCUGCCAGACGCCAGGGCCUCCGCCGACGUGGCCGAACCAGCGGCCGCAGGCCGGCAAUGCAAUGCGUGA
Molecule: messenger RNA, 2934 nt
Organism: Monoraphidium neglectum
Lineage: Eukaryota; Viridiplantae; Chlorophyta; Chlorophyceae; Sphaeropleales; Selenastraceae
Exons: 2
Coding region: 1-2934 (977 amino acids)
Source: RefSeq, a predicted model, not a curated record